Molecule: messenger RNA, 264 nt
Organism: Cherax quadricarinatus
Lineage: Eukaryota; Metazoa; Arthropoda; Malacostraca; Decapoda; Parastacidae
Source: RefSeq, a predicted model, not a curated record
ACCCCAACAUCAACCACCGACGGUCCUGGGAGCCUCAUGAACCCUUCAACCCAACAAUAACAAACCCAACAUCACCGUCAACAAUUUCAAGGCCAAUGAGUGUGGUGGCUAGACUGGUGCCCGCCUCGCUUUCCCGGACACUUCUCAUAUCUGACCAGGCAUUUGUAUCUGCUGCACCCGUGUGCAGGACACUCCAUGGGGCUCGCUUCGUUCCAGGGUUAUUGUUGGCCAGUGCACGAGAAAUGACAACCAAGGGGAAAGCUG